This is a messenger RNA of Rattus rattus (black rat), 5662 nucleotides long. RefSeq names its product probable G-protein coupled receptor 83. Gene Ontology annotation, molecular function: neuropeptide receptor activity. Gene Ontology annotation, biological process: neuropeptide signaling pathway. Lineage: Eukaryota; Metazoa; Chordata; Mammalia; Rodentia; Muridae. The transcript is spliced from 5 exons. The coding region runs from base 501 to 1889 and encodes 462 amino acids. Gene Ontology annotation, cellular component: membrane. The record is from RefSeq and is a predicted model, not a curated record.
UAUAAAGGGCAGCUGCAGAAAGCCUGCUCUGCACGGGCUUGGAGCUGGAGUGGCACUGCCUGACUCCGCCCUGCCCACAGCGCCAGCCAGCCUUGGACAGAAAGACAUACAGACUGAUGACUGACUGAAGGCAACAGAGAUUUGGUCGGAAUAAUCCGACUGGCAGCAUGGAGGAGGAUCUGUGCUGGAGCGAAGCCUGACGCCAUCUCCAGUUUGGAGCGGGUGCUGUGGGCACUCUCCUGGAAGAGCGUUUGCAGACAACCUGCCCUGCGCUCAGCUGCUCAGCUCUGCGCACUUGCCUACCCAGAGCAGGUCUAGUCUUUUUUGCUGGUUCCUGGUAUUUCUUCCCUCUCCCUGAUCCAGACACCUCAGCUCAGAGCUCUAGGGCACUGAAUAGAUUGCCUGGCUGUUUGUCCACGGCCUUAACUUGCCCUCUUUCUUUUUUGAGAGCCUCCUGAGUGAGUAGCUUAAGGUCCCCAGGGUCCUCUAAAGGCACUGGGAUGGAUGCUCCAACCACAGAUUUGCCCCAGGAGGCUUUCCAGAGCCCUGGCACCAUGAGCUAUGGGGACGAGCUGACUCCAGAGGCUCUGAGUGUACCUAGUGGUUUUGAUGACUUGAUCACCUCUACCACCUCCCAGGUGCUUCAGGCCGCAUCCAAUGCUGCAUCUGCGGUGGGACAUGCUGGCCGCAAUGGCAUGUUGUCCAAGAUGGAUAAGUUAGCAGACCACAUGUCAAACACGGGGGACCUGGCUGACACAUCAGGUCCCCUAGAUUUGGAAAUUGUAUCCCAGGAUGAGCAGGUGCAAUUCUGGUUAGUGGUAGGGUACACCAUAGUGGUCUUUGCUGCCAUCAUAGGCAACUGGGUCUUAAACCACAUCAUUAUGAAGUAUAAGAGGGUACACACUGCCACCGGCCUCUUCGUUGUCAACAUUUCUGUGACCAACAUGAUGCUCGCUCUUCUCAGCUCUCCUUUCACUAUGGUGCGCUAUCUGUGUAAUUCCCUGGUGUUUGGAAAGAUGACAUGUCACCUCAGUCGCUUUGCCCAGUACUCAUGUGCCUAUGUAACUGUGAUGAGCAUGGCAGCUAUUUCCCUGGAUCGACAUCGGGUGAUGCUAUAUCCUCUGAAGGCCCGGAUUACUCCCAUGCAAGGCAAUGUCUGCAUCAUCAUCAUCUGGAUUGUGAGCACUUGUGCUGCUUUGCCACAUGCCGUUUACCAGAAGCUUUACCAAGUGGAAUUUGGCAACACAACAGAGGAAUCUGCCUGCCUCCCAAGUUUCCCAUAUACUUCUAAGUCCACAUGGAAAUACCUUGACCUGGGCACCUUUCUGCUGUUCUUCAUCUUGCCUUUGCUGGUGCUGGUGGCUGUCUAUGGUCAUGUGGCCAAAAAGCUGUGGAUCCAUGAUGCUGUUGAUGACAUCAAUAUCCACACUUACAUCUGCCAGCGUGGGAAGAAGAAGCAGACCCUAAAGAUGCUGAUGACAGUGGUGCUUCUGUAUACAAUCAGCUGGCUCCCCCUCAACCUCUACCUGGUGCUCCUGUCCAGUGAAUCCAUCUCAAGCCACAAUGGUCUCUACUUUUUCCUCCACUGGCUAGCAAUUAGUAGCUCCUGCUACAACCCCUACAUUUAUUGCUGGCUCAGUGAUAGUUUCCGUAUUGAAGUUCAGAAAGUCAUCAUGGAAAUCCAGAAGAUGCUACUAGAUAAAAUCAGCCGCCUCAGGGGAGAGCAUCGCCGACUGAGCUCUGUAUCUCACACCCAAACCCCUGGCAGUGUGGAUUCCAAUCCAGGAGUGCCCAAAUUCCCACGAUUCAAAGAUUUCGAUGAGCUGCCCAGUCCCCCUCCCUCCCCAGCAGUGGAAAUCUCCUUUCUCCAUUCAGUGCCUAGAGUUUAAGCUGCCCAGACCGCGUUUGACUAUCAGUUCUCAAAAUAUCUAAGCUUACAGACAAUUUCAACUCAGCUGAAGAGAGGAGGAGGAAGAAGAAAUGAUACCUCAUCCUGUCACUGCCAUUAUUCUGGAGAUGAUGUUUUAAGGCUCUUUGGCAGCAUCCAUGGUGGCAUGUGUCAAGAUGAUACCAGGAUGAGAGUUGAACUUGUGGUCCUCCUCAAUUUCCUCUCUUCUUCUUUGUCUCUUCCUCAGUAUCUGUGGCCUCCCCUUGGUCUCACCCCACCCCUUUCCUAGCCUUUGUCCAUUUCCUCCUCCUUGCUCCUGUUCUACCUUCUACAUAGCCUUCUCUUCUUUCACUUUCUUCUCUAUUUUCAUUUCUUUUUUUUUCACUAUAAUCUUUCUUCUUGUUUAAAAAAUCUUAAAAAUGACAAGUUAUUCAGUCUCUACUGAGAUAUCUCCUGGUUGGUAAGGGAAGGACAAGUAUCUGGAGUCAGGAAAUUAGGGAAUGGAGUUAGCUUCUGGCUACUCUUGUUUUCACUGAGUAAAAAGAUGUGGUGGUUUUGGGGGAUUCCAAACUUCAAAUGUUUCUAAUAAAUUACCAUACUUGCUAUAGCGUUGAAGUCCUUUUUAGAUAAAGGACAAAUUGGAGGGAAAGACUAAUUCAAGUUUAAAUAAUUUCCUUUCCAUUGUGUCUUUUAUGUAUCCUUUUCAUCCUUUUAAUUUAAUCCUGUCCUAUUAUUAAUAACCCACUUACAAAACAAUGAACUUAAAGUAUAUGAAUACAUAUUUGGAGUAGCUUUAGGCUGUGAACAUGACUGAAUCUUCUAUUUAUGACCAUUGUAAACUGCCAACCUACCUGUGAUCUUUUGGCUUCAGCUGUUUUGGGAAUUAGUAAGUAGUCUUUGUGAGUAGUGAGCUCUGCUUGUAUAUUUUUUCAACAUGCUCUGUAAAUACUUCUGAUUGUCUUAAGGACAGAUAUAUGUAUUUCCUUUUCACUCACCAUUUGAUAGAAUAGAUAUUUCCCAGAAUAAUAGGCUGCCUGCUUGUGGUUCUGCCUCCCCACAUAGAGAAGGCAAAGUUGAAUUUGCUUGAGUACCCCAAGUUUCUUAGAAGCAUUGUACCUAGCUCUGAUAGCCUUCUUCUCCUGUUUAGACAGGAGAAAUUUGGGUAAAAGGGCUACCAUUGUAUUUUAACCUAAUGUUCUAUCCUCCCUAAGAAUGCACUUCCCCACCCCUAUCCCUAUUCUAUAGACAGAAUCAAACUUCUUUCACCCCCAGUAAGGCUUAGGAUCUGGAACGUUGCUUGACAGAUAAUCCAGCUUCAAAGUUUGCUCCUGACUUGGCUGGCAACUCUACAGAAUCAGAACUUUAUACAACAGUUUUGGUGAUGUAUGGAUGUUUGACAAAUUGGGCAUAUGAAGAGUUUCAACUUUGUGUGGGCCUUUGUUUAGAAAUUUUCCAGCAGCAACUAAUCUGAAUUCAGUACCCAGCCAAGUCUGAGGGUGCUACCAUGGUAAGAAGUUUCUGGCUGAAGGGCUCAUUUGGUUGGAACAUGGUGCUAAUGAGCUCUAGAUCCUAGACUCUAACCCAUGUGCAGCCAUUUAGCUCUGUGGGUUCGGGCACGGUGCUAAAGAACUGUGGUCACAUGGUUUCUAAACCCCAUGUGUGUCCUUUUACAUAGACUGCACCACUCACCCUAGCCAACCUUUUUCUGAACAACAGUUAUUAGCCACCGAAAGCCCAGCAAAACUGUUGUUAAAUAUUACUGCAAAAUUUGUUUUUCACUUCUGGAGACAACAGUUUAUAGUAUAAAUCUUAUGGGCUGUGUGUUAGCAGUGUCCCAUUAUUAGAACAAAGAGAGUAUACCAAAAGUAACAGAACAGAGAAAUUGCUAGAUUCUUCCCUUUUACAAAUUCAAAUACAUUUAUUACAUAUUUUAAAUACCAAUCACCUAUCUGUAUCUUGGUACUAGUUAGGAUAUUUGGAAAAAUGCCUUGAUGAGAGUAACAUUUACAUGUAGUUUGUCUGAUACUCACCCUUAAUGGGACAAUUUAGAGUGGGGGAAUUUCUCUAUUGGCUUAGAUAUCUGGGAUGCUGGUAAUCAUGUUUUGGUCACUGUAUAUGUGACAUAUACAUUCUUUCUCAACAUCUUUUAAGCUGAUAGAUUCUUUCACUGUAAAUUGCUGUAUAUCAUAUAAGUUAAGGUAUCUUUCCACACUGUCACACAUAAUUCUAGAAAUGCAUAUAUAUAUUAAUAUAAAUAUACAAGUACAUACACUAACAUACAUUCAUGGUAUAACAUAUUAGCAUACAUAAUCUGUCACAACUUUGUUGUUUCUGAAGACUAUCAACAUCUCUAGACUCUGAGGCAAAGUUUCACUAAUGGACAUAGUGUUGUCAUCUGGCUCACAGGAAGAAAGAGGGGAAGUACACUAGGUGUGAACGAUAUGACAGUACAAAUGGAGUUGUUUAGUCUGAUACUUCUUGUUCACAGACUUUUAUGUGUAUAUUUCAAACUUACUUCCCUUAUAACAGUGAUAGUAAUAUCUUGUGUGUGACUAUGACUUUGUAUUAUAAUUCUUAAAGUAAGAUCUUAUGAUAUUUAUCAGCAAGUGUUCACUUUCGGGCUAUUACCCCAUAUUGAAAAACUGAACACUCUAGGGGAGAUUAUGUAAAGUUUCAGCUUCAAAUAUGGACUUCUUGCAUUUCAGAGUAAGCCUUAUCAGGCUGCUCAAGGAGCACACGGAGAAACAAGGGAGAUUAGCCUCCUGAGAUUUUCCUGACAUAAUAUAUGCAGGCCCAAGUAAAAGUGUCUGUGCUCAGAUUUAUGUAAAUGAAUUUAUGUUAAUUGGAUUAGUUGAAAUGUAGCAUCUGGAAUGAAUUCCCUGUUCUUUUGUGAUGAGACCUCCUGCAAAUAACGUUUGCCAGUUUAUUUUUAUAGAAAGAUCUUAGAAGGUACCUAAUAGACACUGUGCCUCGUGGCUUUAGAUUUACAGCACUUUCAAGUCAGUGGCGGGAAGUCUGUAUUAAGAGUUGGGCAGGUGAAUACUAUACUUGUAGUUUUAGACAAGAAGCUGUCAAUGCUUUUGUAUCUGCGACUUAGUGCAGAGGAAAGUCUGUGUAAAAAUAUCUCAGAAUAAAAAUAUUUAACUACAAAAAAAUAGAAAAAAUAAAGUCUUUAAACUUAGAGUCUAUAUGGUAGUUAGUGAAAUUUCACCAAUCACCUGCUUGAGUUGUCCCCCUCCCCCAUGGAAUGGAACUGAAUAUGGUGAUACAUUAAUGGCUUCAGCUUUUCAGCUUUGCUCGAAGCUCUGUGAAUGGUGGAAAAUAUCCUAAGCAUCUGUACAUAGGCAUAUCACAUACUUGCUACUGAUUCAAACCUAGCAGUGAUACAGACUGUGUGGAACCGAUGCCUUUUGGGAGAAAGUCUGUGACCCUGUCGAAUGACAGAGGAAAUAAGGCUCCCUCAAGUGAUGUUGCUGAAUUACAUCUUGACAAGAGGAAUGGAAGAAGUCUUACCAUGCUACAACAGGAGAAUGAACAUUAUUCCUACUAAUGUGCUUGUUACUUAUUUACUUGUUACUGUUGCUUUAAAUAUUAUCUAUUGAUGUUGUUAUUUCUCUCCCCUGAUUUAAUGUUUAGCUAUGUAUUCUAUACUGAAGAGAGGAGGGGCCAAAGGGAAAGGGGUAUUGUGGUAUCAGGGGUAUAGAAGUAGUAGUAGAUUAGGACAUAUAUAUAUUUACGUAAAUGUAUACUAAAUAAAACUAUUUGUUCAAAGCA